AUUCUCUCCCUCCAAGUUGAAUCUAAUGCUCUUUAAAUACCCCCCACCACUCAUCCCCCCUUGCUUUUCAACUCAAGUCUUCACUUCUCUCACCUCAUAUCCUAUACAACUUCAAAAACAAAAAAAGCAAUGGAAGGAGGGUAUCAGAAUACCAGAUGGGAAGGGUAUGUGGAUUGGAGGAAUAAGCCUGCUUUAAGGGGCAAACAUGGUGGCAUGCUUGCUGCUUCCUUUGCCUUGGUUGUGGAAGUGCUGGAGAACUUGGCCUACUUGGCAAAUGCAAGCAACCUGGUGCUGUAUCUUUCAAAGUACAUGCACUUAUCUCCAUCAAAAUCUGCAAACAAUGUCACCAAUUUCAUGGGAACUGCUUUCCUUUUGGCUCUCCUUGGUGGCUUCUUGUCUGAUGCUUUCUUCACCACUUACCACAUCUACCUCAUAAGCGCACUCAUCGAAUUCCUGGGCUUGAUCAUUCUUACCAUCCAAGCUCGGACACCUUCCUUAAAGCCUCCAACAUGUGAUCCAUCCACCACCCCAUCUAUGCCAUGCCAGGAAAUUGAUGGUGGGAAAGCAGCUAUGCUGUUCAUAGGCCUUUAUCUAGUGGCACUUGGUGUUGGAGGGAUAAAGGGGUCCUUACCAACUCAUGGUGCUGAGCAGUUUGAUGAAAACACUCCACAAGGAAGGAAGCAAAGAUCUACUUUCUUCAACUACUUUGUCUUUUGUCUCUCAUUUGGUGCCCUUAUUGCUGUCACAUUUGUUGUGUGGGUUGAAGAUAAUAAGGGAUGGGAGUGGGGUUUUGCCAUCUCCACCAUUGCAAUAUUGGUGUCAAUUCCAAUCUUCUUCUUUGGCUCUACCUUUUAUAGGAACAAAAUACCCUCUGGCAGCCCACUUACAACCAUUUGCAAGGUACUGGUUGCAGCUAUGCUGAACGGUUGCAUGAGCAGAAACUCAAGCAAUGCAAUUGCUAACCUCUCUGCAAGCCCUUCUUACGAACCUGAAACCAACAAGGAACCAGAAGAAAAUACUAAACAAACAGAUGAAAUCCCAACCCAAAGCCUUAAAUUCCUAAACAGAGCUGUGGUGAACAAGCCAGCUCACCCAGCACUCGAAUGCACGGUGAACCAAGUAGAAGACGUCAAGAUCGUGCUAAAAAUCCUCCCCAUAUUUGCUUGCACCAUCGUCCUCAACUGCUGCCUAGCUCAGCUCUCGACAUUCUCGGUCGAACAAGCCGCUUCCAUGGACACCAAGCUGGGUUCAUUGAAAAUCCCACCAGCUUCACUACCGGUUUUCCCUGUAGUGUUCAUCAUGAUCCUAGCCCCAGUUUACGACCACUUGAUCAUCCCAUUUGCUCGAAGGGUAACCAACACCGAGAUGGGCAUAACUCACUUGCAACGAAUCGGAAUCGGUUUAUUCCUUUCCAUAAUAUCCAUGGCAGUGGCCGCACUUGUGGAAAUCAAACGAAAAAGAGUAGCAACCGACUCAGGCCUACUCGACUCAACCGCUCCAUUACCCAUCACCUUUUUUUGGAUUGCUUUGCAGUAUCUGUUCUUAGGUUCAGCUGAUCUUUUCACCUUGGCAGGGCUACUAGAAUUUUUCUUCACUGAAGCACCGUCAAGCAUGAGAUCAUUGGCUACUUCCCUUUCCUGGGCUUCUUUAGCAAUGGGGUAUUAUUUAAGCUCAGUGAUUGUAUCGAUAGUAAACAACGUCACUGGUAACUCAGGCCACUCUCCAUGGCUGUCUGGUUAUACAAUAAACCGAUACCAUCUCGACAGAUUCUACUGGCUCAUGUGCGUGCUCAGCACACUGAAUUUCUUGCAUUACCUUUUCUGGGCCAUGCGCUACAAAUACAGAUCCGCAGGAGCUGGAGCUAGCAAGUAAACAAAAACAGCCAGCGCCGUUUUCAUAAUUGGGGUUUGAUCAAACUUUAAAAAAAAAGUCACAUUUUGGGAGAAAAAAAAAAUUCAGACAAGUUCAAACUUCAGCUCCAUGUUAGUUUCAUUGCCACACUCAGUGCUUAUCAAAUACUGUUAAUAUUAAUAACAAAGUAAAUGGGCUACAAAACUGGCGGCUCAACAACGUUUGCUUUGCAUUAUUUUGUUCUUAGCCUGCAAUUGUUCGUUCGUUUGUCUUUUUUUUUCUUUUAAUCAAAUUAUAGUUUUCGUGCAA
Molecule: messenger RNA, 2160 nt
Organism: Gossypium raimondii (Peruvian cotton)
Lineage: Eukaryota; Viridiplantae; Streptophyta; Magnoliopsida; Malvales; Malvaceae
Product: protein NRT1/ PTR FAMILY 4.6
Exons: 5
Coding region: 130-1872 (580 amino acids)
Biological process (GO): transmembrane transport
Cellular component (GO): membrane
Molecular function (GO): transmembrane transporter activity
Source: RefSeq, a predicted model, not a curated record